This is a messenger RNA of Trichomonas vaginalis G3, 351 nucleotides long. RefSeq lists its product as uncharacterized. The coding region runs from base 1 to 351 and encodes 116 amino acids. The transcript has a single exon. The record is from RefSeq and is a predicted model, not a curated record. NCBI's taxonomy places the organism in Eukaryota, Parabasalia, Trichomonadida, Trichomonadidae.
AUGAGUGGAGAUCAGAAUAACGAAGAGCUUAGGAACAAACUCAGAGAGGGUAUUAAAGAGCUUCAGGAAUGUGCUAAUAUAGAAAUCGCUGUUGGUUCACAGUUGGACCGAGUAAAAGCACAAAUUGAAGAAUUAAAGAGCCAAAUUGCAGCAGACACAGCAAAAGUUGAAGAACUUUCAUCAUUAUAUCAAAAUGAUGAAUCAUUAGCUAAGGAUGAAUUGGGUGGAGAACCAAUUCAACAAGAACCACCAAAAUACGAAAAAGAAAUUGAUCAAAUUAACGAAUUAGAAGAGAAAAUACGACAGCUUUCAAAAAGGAAGGCAGAACUAUUAAGCAAAGCUCAAAAAUAA